AUGUCUCAAACAAAUGGCGAUGAGAGGGACAAAAAAAUACGAGAAUUAUACCGGUACGAUGAGAUGUCCAAUAAAGUGCUUAGAGCAGACAGAUCGCUGCAUUCGCAACGUUCAGAUCCAAUGAAAGACGCUGCACAGUCACAACCAAAGUCUAUGGUAGGCAGAAUAUCUGUUAAAGAGAUGGGACAGCUCGUCAAACCAGAAGCUACAAGCGCCGAGAAAGAGACCUACAGAAAAGAAGUUGAUGGUCGAAAAUCUGCCUUUAAAAACAGGUCUACCAAAGAAAAACGCAACUUUACGAACUCGACCAUCUUGAGCGGCGAUGGGAUGCAAAAAUUAAACUACUUUCCCUCGGACGAGUCGAACGCAAGGUACUAUGACACGAUAGUACAAAUGGUGGCAGAGCUUUUAGGCGACGACAUACCUCAUGAUGUUAUUCUUUCUGCGACAGAUUAUGUACUUCAAGUACUUAAGGGCAAAAAAAAUGAAGAGGGCACCGAUAUGGAUACAAAGAUGGCAAAAAUACAAGAUAUUCUUUCUGUUCCAAUCUCAAAUUCACAGUUCCGCGAAAUUGUGGAGUCAAGCAAGCAAAUAAGUGACUUUCAUCAAUCAGAGCAGAUAGAUGAUAUAAAUGAAGACGGUGUUGCAAUUUUGGCCAGUGACGAAGAACUAGGUGAUAAUGACAAUGACAACGCUUUGAUGAAUGAGCUUGAAGAAAGUGAGGUCGAGGAGGAAUUACAGGAGAACUCUGACCAGAGACUAGAGCAUAAUACUUCUACUAUCUUAGUUGGUGAUACAAAUGGUACAGAUGACACUGUGACGUUAUCCCUGGCCGGCAGGGAUGCGGGAGACACCGUUGAAAACAUACCGAUUUAUAACGUUGACGAGCUUUACCUUUUUAGAUUAAUUUCUUCAAAGUUAGAUAAGAAAGAUCAGGAAGACAUUCAAACGCUCUGCAAUAAGUUGAUGGAAAUAUUAGGCUCGGAAUCCAGCACAUCAAACAUGGAAAGCAAAUUAGCGGAACAUAUAGAUCUCCGGCAUCACACUUUAAUAAAGAUGCUUUCCAAAAAUAGCGCUUCAAUUUUUUGGGGAACACAAAUUUCAGGAGCCUCCGUUCAACGUAGGGCUCAACUUCUAGAGGUAAUGCUUCUGCUUAACCUUAAUGAUUUGGUUCACGAAUAUGAAGAUAGGGAGACUAAUCACAAAAGGAAGCUUAUCUCAGAUGUGCCGAAUGGCAUCCAUGUAGAAGAUACGAGGCCAAGAAAGCAAAAGAAAGCAACUAUACCCAACACGGUCAAUUUGCAGGACCUUGCGUUUGACCAGGGGUCCGAACUGCUAAGUACCACGCGUGUGAUGUUACCAACUGAUUCUUUCAAAAGGGUCAAAGACAGUUAUGAGGAAAUUCACAUACCCGCGCCCACUCGGCCAUCGGAAGAUUUCAAAUUAGUACCAAUAACUGAUCUCCCCAUCUGGGCAAGAGAUGCUUUCCCUUCUUCUGAAACAACACACUUGAAUCGAAUACAAUCAGAAGUAUUUCCAUCUGCGUUUGGAAACGAUAAUAACAUGUUAAUAUGCGCACCUACUGGGUCAGGAAAGACAAAUAUUGCAAUGCUUACAGUUUUGAGAACACUGUCACACCACCUAGACAGCAAUACGGGAACUUUUGAUCUAAAAAGAUUCAAAAUGGUUUACAUAGCGCCGCUUAAAGCAUUGGUUCAGGAGCAGGUAAGGGAAUUUCAACGAAGACUGGCUGCCUUUGGUAUAAAGGUAGAAGAACUCACCGGCGAUUCGAGUCUUACUAGGCAACAAAUUGCGCAAUCCACUAUGCUUGUUUCCACACCCGAAAAAUGGGAUAUUAUUACGCGGAAAAAAGAUAGCACUAUGGUCGAUCUUGUGGAGCUUCUCAUCAUUGAUGAAGUUCAUCUUUUGCAUGACGAAAGAGGCCCGGUUUUGGAGAGCAUUGUUGCAAGAAGCCUUCGCAAUACGCGGUCCGCAGGGAAAUUGAGAAUUGUGGCAUUGUCCGCAACGCUCCCUAAUUAUGCGGAUGUUGGUCGUUUUUUGCGCGUACCCCAGGAAAAUUUGUUCUACUUUGACUCCUCUUUCAGACCUUGUCCACUGGCACAACAGUUCUGCGGAGUCACCGAGACAAACGGUAUGAAAAGAGUCAAUGCAAUGAAUCAAGCCUGCUAUGAUAAACUAUUGGAAGUUGUAAAGCAAGGACACCAAGCAAUUGUCUUUGUCCAUUCUCGUAAAGACACGGCGAGAACAGCACUUUGGAUUAAGCAAAAAUUGGUGGAGGAAGAUAAAUUGAUACACUUCGUCAAAUCUGAGCCAGGAUCCAAGGAAAUUGUGCGAAGAGAAGCAGAUAAUGUAUCUGAUAAAUGUUUAGCUGAGCUUUUUCAAUUUGGGUUUGGACUCCAUCAUGCAGGUUUGACAAAAUCAGAUAGGUCACUUUCUGAAGAUCUUUUUGCAGAUGGUCUCUUGUCCGUCCUUGUAUCUACUGCCACGCUGGCUUGGGGUGUGAAUUUGCCGGCUCACGCUGUAAUCAUCAAGGGUACUGACAUUUAUUCACCCGAAAAGGGCACUUGGACUCGACUGUCUCCUCAGGAUGUGCUUCAAAUGCUUGGUAGAGCUGGUAGGCCUCGGUACGAUACUUUCGGUGAAGGGAUAAUCAUAACACAACAAUCAAGUAUUCAAUACUACCUUGCAAUGCUAAACCAGCAGCUACCAAUUGAAUCUCAGCUUAUGGCCAAGCUUGCAGAUACUAUAAAUUCCGAAGUUGUAUUAGGUAACAUAAAGUCGAGGAAAGAGGCUGUCGAUUGGAUUGGGUUUACCUACUUAUUUGUAAGAAUGCUAGAAAGUCCAGACUUGUACAAGGUUCCUAGUGAUCGCGGCGAUGACGACUUUCUUUAUCAAUAUCGAGAUGAAUUAGCUCACUCUGCUUUUGAGCUUCUUCACAACAACAGCCUGGUUGUCUAUGACGCGAAUAAUGGCUCCAUUUAUCCCACGGAGCUUGGUAAAAUUGCCUCAUAUUUCUACAUCAAGUUUCAUUCGAUUUCGUUAUACAAUAGGAUGCUAACGGAGCACUUGACCUCAAUUGAAAUUUUGCGCAUCUUUUCCAGAUCUGAUGAGUUUAAGUACAUUCCUGUGAGACAGGAGGAAAAGGUGGAACUGCAAAAGCUUUUAGAGAAAGCACCCAUCCCUGUUCAAGAGUCUGUGGAUGAUCCAAUGGCUAAAAUCAACAUUUUACUACAGACAUACAUUUCUCGCACUAAAUUGGACGGUUUUGCAUUGAAGUCGGAUAUGCUUUACAUUACGCAGAGCGCAGGACGUCUGAUGAGGGCACUGUAUGAGGUUAGUGUAAAGAAAGGGAUACCGAUGUUAGCAAAAGCCCUUCUCACUCUUUGUAAAUCGAUUGAAAGGAGGAUGUGGAUUACCAACUCACCAUUAAGACAAUUUAAAAGUUGUCCAAUGGAGGUUAUACGACACACUGAAGCGUCAUUUUUACCUUGGCAGGAUUACUUCCAUCUUUCGUCUCCUCGUGAAGUAGGCGACGCGGUCAGAUCAGAAAAGUACGGCAAGCUUGUUUAUGACCUUUUGAAAAAGUUUCCGAGGUUAAGCUUAAACUGUUCAGUGCAACCACUGACUCCUAGUGUAUUACAUUUUGACUUAGAAAUCUCACCAAAAUGGACAUGGGAUUCAAAAGUUCAUGGCUUUAGUGAAAAGUUUGUGGUACUUGUCGAAAACGAGAUGGGGGAUAAGUUGCUAUAUACCGAUGCCUUAACAGUGAAAGAAAGAUAUGCAAACGAGGAGCAUUUUUUGGACUUCACCAUCAUUUUGAAUACUAUACAACAACAGGCUUUGCCUUCGAAUUUUUUCGUUAGUUUGGUAUCAGAAAGGUGGAUCCUUAGCGAAGUCAAGAUACCGAUUUUGCUAGAGGAAAUUCGUUUACCCAAAAAGUUUCCUGCUCCGACCCCGCUUCUAGAUCUACAGAAAGUUCCAACUUCGGAAUUGAAUUCGGAAGAGUUCAUGAAAGCACUCAAUUUUACUCACUUUAACAAAAUUCAAAGCCAGGUGUUUUCAACAUUAUAUGAUUCAAAUGAUAACAUUUUCAUCGGAGCUGCAACUGGAAGUGGUAAGGUCACCAUGGCCGAGUUGACACUGUUCAAUCUUUGGCGCCAAGCUGGUGGUCGCUCUAUUUACAUCUGUCCGUCGCAGCAAAAAAUUAAUUAUCUUUCAGAGGCUUGGUCGAGUAGGUUCAGCGAUUUAGCAGGUGGAAAAAUUAUCAAUAAGUUUGACGAUGACAACAUCAACAACCUCAGGUUGCUUGCUAAAAGCCAUUUGAUUUUAUGCACACCAGAGCAAUUCGAUGUUGCGUCACGUAGGUGGAAGCAAAGGAGAAACAUUCAAAAUAUAUCGCUUCUGAUAUUCGAUGAAGUACAUAUGGUGGGUAAUAGCAUUUCUGGGGCUAUCUACGAAAACAUUGUCUCGAGGAUGAACUUUAUUACAGCUCAGCUUGAAACAGAUCUUCGGGUUGUAGGUAUUGCCAACUCUGUAGCAAACAGCAGGGAGUUCGGACAAUGGAUGGGAGUCAAAAAAGAAAACAUUCACAACUUUUCACCCACAGACCGAGAAUUGCCUCUGCAAAUCAAGUUUCAGAUUGCAGAUCAGCAAACGGUUCCUUCAGUAGUCCACGAAAUCUUACAGCCCAUAUUUGUGGAUUCUUUACAGUCAACUCAUACAGAUCAGCCGGUGGCCAUUUUUGCCUCAUCAAAGCAUCAUUGCAUGGAGAUUGUUGCCGAGUUAAUCAAAAUUGGCACUGAACGCAUUCAGAAACCAGUUCAUCUAGAUUAUGAGUCACUUAAGCGAAGUGGAGCUUUGCUUUCUAGCAAAAUUUUAAAAGAAGCUAUAAACUGGAAAAUUGGUGUUCUUUCUAGGGAUACAAAUGUUAAGGAUCGGUAUACAAUAGAGAGAUUGUACAAAGACGGGCACUUGAAAAUGCUUAUUGUGGCGCGCGAUGCUGACUUCUCGGGCUUGAAAUCCAACGUUGCGGUGCUGCUAGGAACAUCUUACUAUGAAGUAAAAGAGCACCGUUUUGUUGAUUACACUGUGAAUGAGGUACAAAAGAUGCUCAGCGUGGCGGCUUUAAGCCCUAAGCUAAAUAAAGCACUGAUAAUUACCAGCACCAAGAAGAAAGAGUAUUACAAGAAGUUUUUGAGUGAACCACUGCCAGUGGAAAGCUUUAUGUACUACCAUUUACCAGAUGCAAUCUCAAACGAAGUAAGUACUGGGGUUAUAGAGACCAAGCAGGACUGCAUCGAUUGGUUAACCUUCACGCUAUACUACAGAAGGAUUCAUGGGAACCCAAGUUAUUAUGGGGUAAAAGAUGUGUCGCCUAUGGGCAUAUCCGCCUACUUGACUGAAGUGGUAGAUGAGGUCAUCAAAGAUCUAGUAAACUACUCAAUGAUUGAAGUGGAAACCGAUAAAGAUAUGCAAGAUGUCAACAGUGAUGAUGAGCAAGAUUCCCCUUUGAUUCCAUUGAAUGGUUGUUUAAUAAGUUCACAUUAUAACACCUCUUUUACCAGCAUGCAGGUCUUUCACCAGUUCUUGUCGAAGGCGUCUGGAUUGAGAAGUUUUUUGGAAGCUCUUGCGAGUACCUCGGAGUUAGAGUCUUUAGCAAUUCGCGAAUCUGAUGUCGAUGUAUUGAAGUCAUUGUAUUCCAAAAUCCCAGUCAAAAGUACGAAGAUCACAAACUUUGAGUCCUCUGCUUUUAAAGCAUUCGUAUUACUACAGUCGCACUUCUCGAGGUUACAACUUAGAAACGAAUUGCAGCUAGACAUGGAUUUCAUCUUGAGAAAAGCCCCCGCUCUUGUUAACUCGAUGGUCGAUUUCAUGGCGGGAGAAGGACACUUAAAUGCUACUAUUGCAAUGGACCUAUCGCAGAUGCUGGUACAAGGUGUUUGGGAUACCGAUAGUCCUCUAUUGCAGGUCCCAUAUUUCGAUUUUGAUAUGGUCGAAAAGUGUAAAGCGAGAAAGGUUGAAACAGUGUAUGAUAUAAUGGCGUUGGAAGACGACGAACGAGAUGAGUUGCUAACAUUUAAUGUUGAGCAACUAGCUUCCAUUGCGAAUUUCGUUAACAUGUAUCCAAAUAUUGAGCUUGCAUAUUCAAUCGAGGAGUCUGCCGAAAAGAAGGUUGGAGAGCCACUUAAAAUCUCCGUAACUCUCACAAGGGAUGAGGAACCUGAAAGCCUUCGGGUAAUUUCGGAACGGCUCCCUUACGCAAAAAACGAGAGCUGGUGGAUAGUAGCUGGAGAGACAGCAACAAAAGAGCUGUAUUCCAUCAAGAAAGUCUCUCUAGCCAAAGAAUCACAAACUUAUGAUCUAGAGGUAACCCUUCAAGAGGAAGGCAAUCACACUCUAACCCUAUGGUGCGUGAGCGAUGCAUAUGUUGAUGCCGACAAAGAAGUUUCAUUUGGAAUUUGCGUGCAGUAA
This is a messenger RNA of Lachancea nothofagi CBS 11611, 6492 nucleotides long. The record is from the annotation of a GenBank genome assembly. Lineage: Eukaryota; Fungi; Ascomycota; Saccharomycetes; Saccharomycetales; Saccharomycetaceae.